UGGAAGAAAUGAUGAGCCAUAUAAUGGAGGAGAUGAUGAGUCAAAUGAUGGAAUUGAUGAAGCCAUCGCAAGGGAAAGGUAAGGAGCCUGUAGUCCCUGAAACUCAAUCUAAUGUGAAUGGAACUAGGGUCAAUCCUAUUGAAAUUGGAGCAAAUAGUAAUGAAGGAAGGGGUAUUUUGCCGCUACCGAAGGGGAAAGAAAAUGGGGAUUCUGGUAAUAGUUCUCAGGUGCAUAAGAGUUCUUGUAAUUUGAGGAAUUCUGCGAUGAAAUUGAAGGUAGAUGUUCCCCAAUUUGAUGGUAGUAAUCCGAGAGGAUAGGUAAGAAAAUGCCAGAACUAUUUCCAAGUUUAUGAUGUGAGUGAGGAACAAAAAGUGGAAGUAGCUUCUUUAUUUUGGGUGGAAAAAGCUGACAUUUGGUUCCAAGGUUGGCAAGUCAGUAGACCAACUGCAUCUUGGAGUGAAUUUGCGGAGGAGUUAUGCAAGAGAUUUGGGGAGUUGACUGUAACUGAUGUAGUUGAGGAGUUUAACAAGUUAAAUCAAGAAGGUUCAGUAUUGGAUUAUCAGGAGAAGUUUGAGGAGCUUAAGGCUUUAAUGUUGAAGUAUAAUCUAGGUCUAUCAGAAGCUUAUUUUAUCUCUAGUUUCAUCAACGGGUUGAGUGAGGAAUUGAGACCUGUAAUUAAAAUGUUUAGACCUGAAUCAUUGUUGCAAGCCUUUGAACAAGCAAAAUUGCAAGAGCAAUCCAUUGAGGCUAUUUUGAGAAAACAAAAGCCUUAUAUUAGGCCAUACUUCAAUUCCUACAACACAAGAAAUGCUCAGUUUAGAAAUGCCAAUCCCACAUCUAAACCUAAUUUCUCUACUGCAAACCCAAGUUCUUCUUUCUCUAAACCAAUCUUUGUUGCUGAAUUGGAGAAACCACCCUCAAAGUUUAUUAACUCUGACUUGAAAAAGGGUAAUAAUAGUUGUUUUAAAUGUGGAGAUAGGUAUUACCCUGGUCAUCAAUGUAAGACUCAACAAAUAUUAGCAUUGCAGGCUGAUGAAGAGGGAUUGGAAGAAGUGGGGAAUAUGGGGGGAGAGGAGAACUAUGAAGGUGAGGGAGAGGAGGUUGAGAUCUCCUUGCAUGCCUUAGAUGGCAGUAUUUCUCCAAAUACAUUGAAGAUUAAAGGGAAGGUAGACAAGCAGUCAAUUGUCAUAUUAAUUGACAGUGGAAGCACACCUAGUUUCCUGGAUUAUAAAAUUGCUAAAGAGUUGGGAUGUAGGAUGGUAAAAGCCCCUCCACUUUCUGUGACAGUAGCUAAUGGUCACAAGAUGGGUAGUAGAUUCAAGUGUGUUGGGUUUUGUGGAAUAUGGAGGGUCAUUCCUUCUUUUUCAACAUAAGAUUGUUGGAUUUGGGUGGUUAUAACAUGGUACUUGGAGUGGAUUGGAUGAGGUCUUAUAGUCCAAUCACUUUCAAUUUUCAAAACCUAAAAGUUUCAUUUCAAAAGGAAGGGAAGCAAAUUGACCUUACUGGGGUGACCAAGGAAGGUUCAUUAAAACUGAUGACAGGGAGGCAAUUACAGAAAUUGUUCAGGAAGGGACUUUCUGGUAUGUUCACUCAUUUAUUUUCUUUGCAUGCUGUUGCUGUCAAUGAUGAACUUGUUGAAUCUAAGAGUGAUGUUCCACCUGAACUACAAUUUUUAUUAGACAACUAUGCAGACCUGUUUAAAGACCCUACGCAAUUACCACCUUAUAGGGAUUAUAACCAUUCUAUCCAACUCAAACCUAACUCCAAACCUGUAAAUCUCAGACCUUGUAGAUACAACCAUUUUUAGAAAAAUGAAAUUGAGAAGCAAGUGAAAGAAAUGUUACAAACAGGAGUCAUUCAACCUAGCCACGGUCUUUUUGCCUCUCCUGUUUUGUUAAUUAAAAAAACAAGACAACACUUGGAGGUUCUGCAUAGAUUAUAGACAACUUAAUGAUGCCACCAUUAAAAACAAAUUCCCAAUUCCAAUUAUAGAUGACUUGUUGGAUGAAUUGUGUGGUGCCACCAUUUUUUCCAAAAUUGAUUUGAAAGCUGGGUAUCACCAAAUUAGGAUGGCUGAGCCAGACACCCCUAAAAUUGCAUUUCGAACACACCAGGGCCACUAUGAAUUUAAGGUUAUGCCUUUUGGGUUGACCAAUGUCCCAGCAACAUUCCAAGCCUUCAUGAACCAUAUCUUUGCUCCUUAUUUGAGAAAAUUUGCUCUUGUUUUCUUUGAUGAUAUACUUGUCUAUAUUAAAUCAUUUCAAGAUCAUUUGGAACAUCUUUCCUUAGUUUUUGACAUACUGAGACAACAAUAACUCUUUGCCAAGAAAUCUAAAUGCUCUUUUGCAGUAAGGGAAGUAGAGUAUUUAGGACAUAUUAUCAGUGGGGCAGGGGUGCAUACUGACCCUAAAAAGAUUGAAGCUAUGAUUAAAUGGCCUAGGCCUACCUCAUUGAAGUCCUUGAGGAGUUUUUGGGGUCUUAUAGGAUAUUAUAGAAAAUUUGUCAAAGGUUAUGGGGUUGUUACUAAACCAUUGACAAAUUUAUUGAAGAAAAAUUCUUUUUGUUGGAAUGAAGAAGUUGAGGGAGCUUUUAAUGAAUUGAAGCAACUGAUGUCUUCUACCCCAGUUUUGGCAUUGCCUAAUUUCACCCAACCAUUUGUUUUGGAGACUGAUGCUAGUCAUAUAGGGUUGGGAGCAGUUUUAAUGCAAAAUGGGAGUCCAAUUGCAUAUUUGAGCAAGUCCUUGGGAGUAAAAAACCAAGGGUUAUCUAUAUAUGAGAAAGAACUCUUAGCUGUAAUUGUGGCAGUGACUAAAUGGAGACAUUAUUUGGAAAAUGCUCACUUUAUUAUUAACACUGACCAUGAGAGUCUUAAGUUUUUGUUACAGCAAAGGCUUCAUACUUAUGUGCAACAAAAAGGCAUAAUGAAGUUGCUGGGAUUGGAUUAUUCAAUCAAUUACAGGUCUGGGCAUGAAAACAAGGCUGUUGAUGCCUUAUCUAGAUAUGCCUUGACUGAUCAGCAGGGAGAAUUGCAAGCCAUUUCUGCUGUGGUGCCAGUGUGGCAGCAAGAAGUCAAUAAUAGUUAUGUGGGUGAUCAAUUGGCUCAAGCCCUUAUUACUGCACUUACAAUAGAUCCUCAUUCUAAGCCACAUUAUCAAUAUAAAGCAGGGUUGUUACGAUACAAGGGCAGGGUAUAUAUUGGUGACUCUUUUGAUCUCCAACAGAGACUUGUUUCUGCUGCUCAUGAUUCUCCAGUUGGGGGACAUUCAAGUAUCAAGGUGACUUAUCACAGGUUGUCUCAAUUGUUCUAUUGGCCUAAAAUGUUACAGCAGGUGGAGAGAUGGAUUAUGAGUUGUGACGUAUGUCAAUGAUGCAAAGGUGAAUCAUUGCCCUACCCUGGGUUAUUGCAACCACUAUCCAUCCCAUCUCAUGCAUGGUCAUGUAUUUCUAUGGAUUUUAUAGAGCAGUUGCCUAAAUUUGAAGGUAAAGAUGUCAUCAUGGUGGUUGUUGAUAGGUUCACUAAAUUUGCUCACUUUAUAGCCCUUGCACAUCCUUAUUCAGCUGAGAAAAUAGCCAAGAUAUUCUUGGAUAACAUUUUCAAGUUGCAUGGGGUUCCUACAAGCAUGGUGAGUGAUAGAGAUAAGGUCUUCACCAGUCUUUUCUGGCAACAAUUGUUUAAGGCUUUGGGAACUAAAUUGCACAUGAGUAUAGCCUACCAUCCUCAGUCAGAUGGCCAGACUGAAAGACUCAAUAGAUGCUUGGAAAAUUAUCUUAGAUGCAUGACUUUCUAGCAUCCUUAUAAAUGGAGUUCAUGGCUAAGUUUAGCUUAAUGGUGGUAUAAUUUUAGCUUUCAUUCUAGCAUCAAAAUGUCUCCUUUCCAGGCCUUAUACGGAUAUCCACCACCCAUUUUUAAUAUAGCAGAACUUGCUGCAAUUUCAGUAGCUAAAGUAGAGGAUUUACUAGUAGAGAAACAACAAUUGGCAGAUGUGUUGAGAGAAAAUUUAUUGAUUGCUCAAAAUCGAAUGAAACAGUAUAUCGAUUUGAAGAGCACUGAGAGAUAGUUUAAUGUUGGGGAUUGGGUGUUUCUGAAGUUGCAACCUUAUAAACAGCUAUCAAUGGCAGUUAGGAAAUGCGUGAAAUUGUCUCCCAAGUAUUAUGGUCCAUUUUUAGUUUUGCAAAGAAUUGGAUCAGUUGCUUAUAAAUUGAAAUUACCUGCAGAUUCCUCCAUACAUGAUGUUUUUCAUGUGUCACUAUUAAAGAAGAAGGUGGGAGCAGAUCAAUUUCUUCAUAGUUCCUUACCUAAGUUCAACAAACAGCGGCUAUGGAAGGGUCCUGUGGCAAUUUUGAAUAAGAGGACUAUUCAAAAGGAUGGCAAAGAUGUGGAGCAAGUGUUGGUGCAAUGGAAUACCUUGUCAAUUCAAGAAUCAACUUGGGCGGAUAAGAAUUUUAUUUCACAACAAUUUCCACAGAUCAUUCUUGAGGACAAGAAUGCUGUUGCGGAGGGAGGUAAUGUUGUGACAGUAACUCAAGAAGAGGGAGAAGUCAACAGUCAAGAGGAUCCUUGCUGAGUUGUACUUUAGGAGGGAACAGUUAAGGAGUUUGUUUGUAAUUUGUUACUGAAGCUAGCACUUGUUACAACCAUAAACUCAUUGUACUAGCAAGCAUAAAUACUGUACAAAUCUUGGAUUAGGAUUUAUCUGAUCAAUAAUACAAUCAUUUACUCUC
Molecule: messenger RNA, 4722 nt
Organism: Hevea brasiliensis (rubber tree)
Lineage: Eukaryota; Viridiplantae; Streptophyta; Magnoliopsida; Malpighiales; Euphorbiaceae
Exons: 1
Coding region: 591-1373 (260 amino acids)
Source: RefSeq, a predicted model, not a curated record